This is a messenger RNA of Tachysurus fulvidraco (yellow catfish), 2073 nucleotides long. Its product is annotated as mucin-3B. The record is from RefSeq and is a predicted model, not a curated record. NCBI's taxonomy places the organism in Eukaryota, Metazoa, Chordata, Actinopteri, Siluriformes, Bagridae. The coding region runs from base 86 to 1432 and encodes 448 amino acids. The transcript has 9 exons.
AACAUCAUUUACAGAAAUUACAACGGAAUCACUUCCUACAAAGGAAGUGUCCACACAAGUUAGUCCAGAGUUCUCAACUGAAGGGAUGCAAUCUCAAUCAACUAGUGACUCAGCAACAACUUUAACAACAGAGGAAAUAGCUCACUCCACUUUUUCCGCCUCAAGCGAUGCUGUCCAUUCAACAACAUCCCCCCACUCGACAUCUAUGCCUUUAACACAUCCAUCUCUCAGUUCUGACACUACAGAACCAACUUCAUCAGAGUACACAUCAAGUAUAUCAAACACAUCUCUAUCCUCUACCAUCAGUGCAACUUCUUUUCUCGGAUCUACAGCUGAUCAACUGAAUCAAUCCACUAAAUUACCUUCUACUAGUUCACAAAAUUCUGUACCGACAAGUCCAUCUUCUCCAUCAACUAUCACCGUAAACAGCUGUACAGAUUGCCAGUGUAAUGGAGCACCAUGUUUCUUUAAUGUGACUUCUGGAUUAUGUGAAUGCAUUUGCAGUGAUUACACUUAUGGUGAUUCAUGUAGUUUUGCAGUUAACACAAGACCUGUUAUAUUAUCUGAGGAGAGACCUACAAGAAAGGCAAACAUUUCUUUGAGAAUUUUAAAGGAAUAUAAUACUGACUAUGGCAAUUUAAAUUCUGAGGCAUCCAAAAAAUUGAUUUCAAUUUUAUCACAUGGGCUUUCUGGAAUUUGCAGAAGAGCAGCUCCACAAAAUUUCAGAGAUGUAAAGAUCCUCAGAUUAUUACCUGGUAGCAUUAUUGUCAAAAGCAUUGCAGUGUACAACUAUCCCAACAACCAGUCCCAAAUAGAUUUUCUCAACAAGGAUCUACAACCCUCUCUGAUAAAGUUGUUUGAUAGUCCAGAUAUACUUCAAGAUUUAAGUCAAGCACUUGGAAAUGUUUCUGUUCAGGAUGAAGAGAUUCUAAUGCAGACAGCUGAAAUAGAAAAAAUUUCAGACCUGAAACCAUACUUGAAUUGCAGUUCGGAUUUUGCCAAUUACACACUGAAUUUGGUGGAAGGUGCCUGGGUAUGUGAGGGGCCAUGCAAACAAAACCCCGGAUACUGCAACGCUCACGGAGAUUGUGUGAACGUGAAAACUGGCCCGAUGUGCCUAUGCUACAAGUCUUCUUUUGAAGAAUACUACGGUCCACAGUGUGAGCUUUUCCGCAGAGGUGCAGGGUUUUAUGGCGCACUCUUCGGGAGUUUAGGAGCUGCCCUUCUUCUUUUCAUAACUGUGACAAUCGGGAUCGUAGUAGUACGGAUGAGGCGCUGUAGAUGCUGGUCUUUGAGCAGCAGUUAUGAUUCAAGUCAUUCAAGUUUGAGCUUGUUUGGUGACUACUUCUUCGACUUCACCGAGAGAGGUCAUCUUCAGAAGUACACUAUGCAUAACGAUCUACGAGAUGCAGAGGCUGCAGUGUUUAACUGACAUUUUGAGAAUGUUGAUACCUUAUUUGUAAGGUGAAGACACUGUACAAUAACAGAAGCAAAGCCAUGAUUUUAUGUAUAUCUUUCUGAAGCUAUGCUGUCUUUCCUACACAGUAAAUAACUGUGACAGAGGACUUUAAAUCGAUAUCUCUCAUUUUUAUUCUGAUGCGAAAUGAUUACACUAGUACAGAUUUGUAGGUUACAUUAUCAUUUUGGAACACUUCCAAAGAAAAUACAAAUAAUAGCUAAUAAAUGAUUACUUUAGACAAUAUUUAUUUCUACAAAAUGUCCUUAUGCCAUGUACUACAUGAUGGAACGUUAUAGACAUGAACUAACUUCCAAUGCUGCUGGACCUGUUUGAUUUCACCCUCUCGGUAGGAUUUGAGAAGGUCUUGAAACGACGUCGUGUUUCUGUGCUCUCGAGUUCUCCAGGGUGGUUCAGUCACUUUGGUCGGAAGAAGAUUGAGCUUUAUGUUCUCCUAAUAUACUACAAAAAAAGUUUAAGUAAUUUAGAAGUCUGCUUCUAGAAAUGAAGCCCUUAGAAUGCUCAUAAGUUGUGUUUUGCUUAUUUAUGAUCUAUUUAUCAUAAUAUGAUCUAUUAUGAAAUAUUUUAUUCUAUUUAUAAAGCCACUGUAAACUUUA